This is a messenger RNA of Penicillium alfredii, 456 nucleotides long. Its product is annotated as DUF4334 domain-containing protein. The record is from RefSeq and is a predicted model, not a curated record. Bases 1 to 456 code for a protein of 151 amino acids. NCBI's taxonomy places the organism in Eukaryota, Fungi, Ascomycota, Eurotiomycetes, Eurotiales, Aspergillaceae. The transcript is spliced from 3 exons.
AUGACGGCCAUAGAUAAAUUCUUUGAGAUCGCCAACGCCAAAGGCCGUAUCGACGAAGCGGCCGUCGCGGAGAUCUAUGAUCAAUUAGACGCGAUUCCCUCGGAAGGACUCGUUGGCAGCUGGAAGGGGACCAGCUUGGAUACUGGUCAUCCUGCACACGAGCGUCUGCUCGAAGUCAGCUGGGCCGGAAAGGACUUCCACUCCAUCGAUGAUGUUGAUCCGGUCAUAAUCUACGACGACAGUGGGAAGCGCGUGGUCUCCGAAGAGUUUGGAAAAGCCAGGAUCCGCCAGGUAAUCUUUCGCGAUGUUGCGACCGCGUCGAUGGUCUACGACAAACUAGCAAUCAUCGACUCAUUCCGACGCGUCACCGAUGACAUUGUGUUGGGCGCCAUGGACAGCCGGGACUUGAAUGUUCACGGCACAUAUUAUUUCUAUCUUACGCGGAACCGGGAUUAA